UCUGCUGUAGAGAGGCAUACAGCGCUUCAGCUUCUGUUUCAUUGACCAGGCAGCACACAUUGGAAGACAGAAAUGGCUUGUGGAGUCCAUUUGGGGAUAUUCCUGCUUUGCUUCAUUCAAGCAGAGCAUGUGCGCUGUUUGUGGGCUUCACAAGCUCAGAAACAAAAUGACAACACAUAUGUUGGCUUCUCGCAACAGCAACGUGGAUUCGGUCACUAUCCCCAGAAUCAAGUCAGACAGGCCUCUCCGAGCUCAGCGCGGAGCAGUAGCCUCAGCGCACAGAGUGCAGUUAUUGGAGGGUCUAGCCGGAGACUGAAUCAGGUCAAUGCACAAAAGAGUCCAACUGGGCAUAUUUUUGGCCUUUCCUCUUCUAUUGUUAGUGGCAGUUCUAUGAGUAAGUACGAUCAAAGCAGCAAAACACCAGUCUAUUCUCCCGCAAUGCAGUCUUCCACGCUUUUUAGUGAAAGUGCCCCUGUGCCUCACAAAAGCCCUCCACGGACCAAGACAUCCUCCAGUGCCAUGGGUAAAAGGGUGUCUAAAGAGUUUAAAUCUUCCACUUUCAGCAAACCCCAUGCAGGCUUACAGCCACGCCGUCACAAGUUGAGCUCCACUAAGCAGAUUCCCAGCAGUACGAACUCUCUCCAAGCAUCCUGGAACAGAGAGGGUAACCUCCAUGCCUCCGGGAGUGGAAGUGCAGGAACCUCUGGUAAACUCUUUGCCCCAACAAAAACCCACAACAUCCCUCAGCGUUUCGGUGGCGCAAUUAUCAGACGGCUGAAAAAUCCUGUUAACCAGAUAAUGAGUGUCGGGAAGCCCCAGCGCAAGGCUUCCCAGCAGACCUACGUUCCUCCCCAGCGCAAGGCUUCCCAGCAGACCUACGUUCCUCCCCAGCGCAAGGCUUCCCAGCUGGCCUACGUUCCUCCCCAGCGCAAGGCUUCCCAGCAGGCCUACGUUCCUCCCCAGCGCAAGGCUUCCCAGCAGGCCUACGUUCCUCCCCAGCGCAAGGCUUCCCAGCAGACCUACGUUCCUCCCCAGCGCAAGGCUUCCCAGCAGACCUACGUUCCUCCCCAGCGCAAGGCUUCCCAGCAGGCCUACGUUCCUCCCCAGCGCCAGUCUUCCCAGCAAGGCCUACGUUCCUCCCCAGCGCCAGUCUUCCCAGCAGGCCUACGUUCUUCCCCAGCGCCAGUCUUUCCAGCAGGCCUACGUUCCUCCCCAGCGCCAGUCUUCCCAGCAGGCCUACGUUCCUCCCCAGCGCCAGUCUUCCCAGCAGGCCUACGUUCCUCCCCAGGGCCAGUCUUCCCAGCAGGCCUACGUUCCUCCCCAGCGCCAGUCUUCCCAGCAGGCCUACGUUCCUCCCCAGCGCCAGUCUUCCCAGGAGGCCUACGUUCCUCCCCAGCGCCAGUCUUCCCAGGAGGCCUACGUUCCUCCCCAGCGCCAGUCUUCCCAGGAGGCCUACGUUCCUCCCCAGCGCCAGUCUUCCCAGGAGGCCUACGUUCCUCCCCAGCGCCAGUCUUCCCAGCAGGCCUACGUUCCUCCCCAGCGCCAGUCUUCCCAGCAGGCCUACGUUCCUCCCCAGCGCCAGUCUUCCCAGCAGGCCUACGUUCCUCCCCAGCGCAAGGCUUCCCAGCAGGCCUAUGUUCCUCCCCAGCGCAAGGCUUCCCAGCAGGCCUACGUUCCUCCCCAGCGCAAGGCUUCCCAGCAGGCCUACGUUCCUCCCCAGCGCCAGUCUUCCCAGCAGGCUUACGUUCCUCCCCAGCAGGCCUACAUUCCUCCCCAGCGUCAGUCUUCCCAGCAGGCUUACGUUCCUCCCCAGCGCCAGUCUUCCCAGCAGGCUUACGUUCCUCCCCAGCGCCAGUCUUCCCAGCAGGCUUACGUUCCUCCCCAGCAGGCCUACAUUCCUCCCCAGCGCCAGUCUUCCCAGCAGUCCUACGUUCCUCCCCAGCGCCAGUCUUCCCAGCAGUCCUACGUUCCUCCCCAGCGCCAGUCUUCCCAGCAGGCCUACGUUCCUCCCCAGCGGCAGGCUGCACCUUACAAGCCACUAGCCCAGAGUGUUCAUCCGGAGAGCAAAUGGUUGAAGGUCUAGCCAAGUGGGGACAGUAGCUGGUGCAGCAGGUGUCUGAGGAUUUGUUUUUUCUUAAAUAAAAAUAAUGAAUAUAAAUGAC
This is a messenger RNA of Cottoperca gobio, 2162 nucleotides long. Its product is annotated as flocculation protein FLO11-like. The transcript has 5 exons. The coding region runs from base 73 to 2100 and encodes 675 amino acids. Lineage: Eukaryota; Metazoa; Chordata; Actinopteri; Perciformes; Bovichtidae. The record is from RefSeq and is a predicted model, not a curated record.